This is a messenger RNA of Hevea brasiliensis (rubber tree), 1895 nucleotides long. Its product is annotated as blue-light photoreceptor PHR2. Bases 275 to 1654 code for a protein of 459 amino acids. The transcript is spliced from 4 exons. The record is from RefSeq and is a predicted model, not a curated record. Gene Ontology annotation, biological process: photoreactive repair. NCBI's taxonomy places the organism in Eukaryota, Viridiplantae, Streptophyta, Magnoliopsida, Malpighiales, Euphorbiaceae. Gene Ontology annotation, molecular function: DNA binding; FAD binding.
AAAGAGGGGGAUUUGAGGUUGAAAGUUAGUGGAAGAAGAUUUUAGGUUAGGUGCGGAUAGUUGUUGAGAGAGGAAAGCCUAUUACACAAACGACACACUGAGUCGGCUUCUAAAUCCCCACCAUAACCCUUCCCUUCCUAAAAAUAAAAAGGUCACAAUCUCUCUCUCUCGCACGCACAACAGGCUUCUCCAGAGAGCAAAGCCAAGCCAACCAAAAACUACGCACACGCACACCCGCUCCAGCAUCCCCAAUUCAAUCUCCUCCAAGACCCAGAUGGAUUCCAGUCUCCAAACCCCACAAUCCCGAGAAUCCUCCACAGAAGAACAGAAUCAACAACAACAGCUUCCCAUUGUUCUUUCCCAAUCCAUUUCGCUUCCAUUUGCCACUGCCUCUCUCUCUUUUUCUCUAUCCACAAUUCUCCCUACCCACUUUUUCAACCAGCCCAAAAUCUCUUCUCUGUUCUCCCGCACGCCAGCCAAGGCCAAAAUCCCCACUCAGGCCUCCUCUCUCUCGCACCUCUCUCUCUCCUCCUCUACCAUCUCCCUUCCUAAACUCUCCUUCAAGUCUACCAUCUCCGCCAACCCUCUUCAGAACGCUCUCUCUCUGGGCCCACGCCGCCCCGCAGACCCCUCCAAUGCCGCCGGAAUUCGUCGAGCCUCCAUUGUUUGGUUCCGCAACGACUUACGUGUCCAUGACAAUGAGUGCCUCAACUCUGCCAACGGUGAGUCCAUGUCUGUUCUGCCCGUUUACUGCUUCGACCCCAGAGAAUAUGGCAAGUCCUCUUCUGGGUUCGACAGGACUGGGCCUUAUCGUGCCACCUUCAUAAUUGAAUCGGUUGCUGACCUUCGCAAGAACCUUCAGGCUAGAGGGUCCGAUCUUGUGGUCAGAGUUGGGAAGCCGGAAACUGUAUUGGUUGAGCUGGCCAAGGCCAUUGGGGCUGAUGCUGUUUAUGCACACAGAGAGGUGUCACGUGAUGAGGUUAGGGCCGAGGAGAAGAUUGAGGCGGCCAUGAAAGAUGAGGGAGUCGAGGUGAAAUACUUCUGGGGAAGCACUCUGUAUCACGUGGAUGAUGUGCCUUUCAAGUUGGAAGAUAUGCCAUCGAAUUAUAGUGGAUUCAAGGAGAAAGUACAGGGAGUGGAGCUUAGGAAGACCAUUGCUGCAUUGGAUCAGUUGAAGGGGAUGCCAUCAAGAGGAGAUGUGGAGCCUGGCGAAAUCCCAUCCUUGUUGGAUUUGGGUCUCAACCCAACCCAGGAAAGAAAGCCAGUUGCUAAUGGUUUUAUGAUGGGUGGGGAGACUGAAGCACUACAAAAGCUUAAAACAAUCGCAGCAGAGUGCCAAGCGCAACCACCCAAAGGAGGCAGCCAUGACAGCAUAUAUGGUGCAAACUUCUCCUGCAAAAUUUCUCCAUGGCUAACCAUGGGAUGCAUCUCUCCCCGUUCCAUGUUUGAUGAGCUAAAGAAAACUGCUACCAGAACUAUUUCUGCUGCGUCAAACCGUAAUGAUGGUGGUAGCUCUCAAGAGACUGGAAUGAACUGGUUGAUGUUUGAGUUGAUGUGGAGGGAUUUUUUCAGAUUUAUCACCGGGAAGUACAGUUCUCCAAAGAAACAGCUGGAAGCAGCUCCAGCCACAGCUUGUACGGGUGCCCUUGCAUAGGUGACGAUCUAUUUUGGCUAGCGAAAGGAAGUUUUUUUUUUUUUACAUUAAUUGUGUUCUAUAAUCAGUCUCAACAGUGUAGCAGUUAGAUGUCGUAAUAGUGUUGAUUAAAGGGAGUUCUCCUGUCAAGCUUUCAUUCCUCCCUGUCAAAUAAGUUUGUUGAAUUUGGACACUGCGUUAUUUUAGAAACCUUUUCAAUUUUUGCUCCCUCUUGUGAAUAACAGAUCCCCGCUUUUGCAUU